Messenger RNA from Ictalurus punctatus (channel catfish), 4842 nucleotides. RefSeq names its product NACHT, LRR and PYD domains-containing protein 12. The coding region runs from base 180 to 3575 and encodes 1131 amino acids. Gene Ontology annotation, molecular function: protein binding. The transcript has 14 exons. The record is from RefSeq and is a predicted model, not a curated record. NCBI's taxonomy places the organism in Eukaryota, Metazoa, Chordata, Actinopteri, Siluriformes, Ictaluridae.
GUAACUCAGUGCCUUUUUGAGGAACGACUGGAAAACAUGAAGCUUUAGUAAAAAAUAAGAUUUAUAAUUCCACACAACAACGACUGCUGACUAAAGAAGAGACUAGACUUGGCAGAUACCAGCUGAGUGUUCACAAACACGAAAAGACUUUUCUAUGCACACUCCACCAGUAGUGAAAAAUGGAGAAUCCUCAUCUCGACACAGACAACUCAACACUCUUAGACCAGAGUUUAACCCAGAUAAAGAGACCAGACUCACCAGUAUUCAGCAGUGUCUCCAUGAAGAGUGAUGCGUCUAUGGAUCAUCCUUUUAAAUUCAAAGAUGAAGGGCACUCAUCUGGACACAGUGUCCUACAGGAGGCAAAAGACAGGAAGGAGCAGAAGAUCUUCACAGAUGCAGGGUGUGAAUCUUCAUCUGCUGGAACUGAAGUUCAGAAGAGAUGCAAAUUAAAUCUACUAAAGAAGUUUCAGCAUGUAAAUGAGGUGAUAACAAACCAGGGAAACCCAACACUUCUGCAUGAGAUCUACACAGAGCUCUACAUCACAGAAGGAGACAGUGGAAAAGUCAAUAAUGAACAUGAGGUGAGACAGAUUGAGGCAGCAUCCAGGAGAGCAGCAACAGAGGAAACACCAAUCAAAUGCAAUGACAUCUUUAAGCCCUUAUCUGAAGAAGACAAACCCAUCAGGAGCGUUCUGACAAAGGGAGUCGCUGGCAUUGGAAAAACAGUCUCUGUGCAGAAAUUCAUUCUAGACUGGGCUGAAGGGAAAACAAAUCAGGAUGUUCAUCUCAUAUUUCCACUUCCUUUCAGAGAGCUCAAUUUAAUGAAGGAUCGAAACCUGAGUCUGAUGGAGCUUCUUCAUUUCUUUUAUAAGGAGAUAAAAGAAACAAACAUCUCCAGCUUGGACAAAGUUCUGUUCAUUUUUGAUGGUUUGGAUGAGUGUCGUUUCCCUCUGGAUUUCCAGAACACAGUGAGGUUGUGUGAUGUAACUGAAUCAGCAUCAGUGCAUGUGCUGCUGAUAAACCUGAUCAAAGGGAAUCUGCUUCCCUCUGCUCUCAUCUGGAUCACCUCCCGACCAGCAGCAGCUGAUCAAAUCCCCUCUGAGUGUGUCCAUCGAGUCACAGAGGUACGAGGGUUCAAUGACCCACAGAAGGAGGAAUAUUUCAGGAAGAGGAUCAGUGAUCAGAGCCUGAGCAACAGAACCAUCACACACCUGAAGUCAUUAAGAAGCCUCUACAUCAUGUGCCACAUCCCAGUCUUCUGCUGGAUUUCAGCCACUGUUCUAGAGAGAAUGUUGGGUGAAGCAGAGAGUGGAGAGAUCCCCAAGACUCUGACUCAAAUGUACACACACUUCCUCAUCAUUCAGACAAACGUCAUAAAGAAAAAGUACACAAAGAGCAGAGAGACAGAUACAGAAAUGGUUCUGAAACUGGGUAAACUGGCUUUUCAGCAGCUGAUGAAAGGCAACCUGAUCUUCUAUGAGGAAGACCUGAUGGAGUGUGGCAUUGAUGUGACAGAAGCAUCAGUGUAUUCAGGUGUGUGUACACAGAUCUUCAGAGAGGAGUUUGGGCUUCACCAGAGUAAAGUGUACUGCUUUGUUCAUCUGAGCAUUCAGGAACACCUCGCAGCUCUAUAUGUGCAGCUGAAAUUCAUGAAUGAAAAGAGAAAUGCUCUUCAGCAGAAUCUGUUGUCUAAAAUGUUGAUGAAACUAAGAGAAAUUACGAUCUCAGAUGUCCACAAGAGUGCUGUAGAUCAGGCUUUACAGAGUGAAAAUGGACAUCUGGAUCUUUUCCUUCGCUUUCUUCUGGGUCUCUCACUGGAGUCCAAUCAGAUCCUCUUACAAACCAUAGUGACACAGACAGGAAGUAGCUCCCACAGUAACCAGGAAACAGUUCAUUACAUCAAGAAGAAGAUCAGAGAGAAUCCCUCAACAGAGAAAUCCAUCAAUCUGUUCCACUGUCUGUAUGAACUGGAUGAUCAUUCUCUAGUUGAGGAAAUCCAACACUACCUGCAAUCUGGAAAUUUACAACAAAGCAAACUUUCUCCUUCUCAGUGGUCAGCUGUGGUGUUUGUGUUACUGACAUCAAUGCAGGAACAGGAUGUGUUUAUCCUUAAUAAAUAUACCAACAAACACUGUACAUCAGACGAGGUUCUUCUGAAGCUCCUCCCUGUUGUUGCAGCAUCCAGAAAAGCUCAGUUUAAUAAUUGUGGCCUAAAUGAUAAAAGUUGUGCAGCUUUAGCCUCAGUGCACAGCCUUGAAUCCUCCAAUCUGAGAGAACUGGAUCUGUCUAAGAAUAAACUUAGAGACUCAGGAGUGAAGCGUCUCUCUGCUGGACUGGAGAAUCCUCACUGUAAACUGGAGACACUGAGGUUGUGUUAUUGUGAGAUCUCAGAUGAAGGCUGUGCUGCUCUGACUUCGGCUCUGAGAUCAAACCCCUCACACCUGAGAGAACUGGAUCUGUCUGGGAAUAAACUCAGAGACUCAGGAGUGAAGCGUCUCUCUGCUGGACUGGAGAAUCCUCACUGUAAACUGGAAACACUGAGGUUGUGUGGUUGUGAUAUCUCAGAUGAAGGCUGUGCUGCUCUGACUUCAGCUCUGAGAUCAAACCUCUCACACCUGAGAGAACUGGAUCUGUCUGGGAAUAAACUCAGAGACUCAGGAGUGAAGCGUCUCUCUGCUGUACUGGAGAAUCCUCACUGUAAACUGGAGACACUGAGGUUGUGUGGUUGUGAUAUCUCAGAUGAAGGCUGUGCUGCUCUGACUUCAGCUCUGAGAUCAAACCCCUCACACCUGAGAGAACUGGAUCUAUCUGGGAAUAAACUAAGAGAGUCAGGAGUGAAGCGUCUCUCUGCUGUACUGGAGAAUCCUCACUGUAAACUGGAGACACUGCGGUUGCGUUAUUGUGAUAUCUCAGAUGAAGGCUGUGCUGCUCUGACUUCAGCUCUGAGAUCAAACCCCUCACACCUGAGAAAGCUGGAUCUGUCUGGGAAUAAACUCAGAGAGUCAGGAGUGAAGCGUCUCUCUGCUGUACUGGAGAAUUCUCACUGUAAACUGGAGACACUGAGGUUGCGUUAUUGUGAUAUCUCAGAUGAAGGCUGUGCUGCUCUGACUUCAGCUCUGAGAUCAAACCCCUCACACCUGAGAGAACUGGAUGUGUCUCUGAAUAAACUCGGAGAGUCAGGAGUGAAGCGUCUCUCUGCUGUACUGGAGAAUCCUCACUGUAAACUGGAGACACUGAGGUUGCGUUACUGUGAUUUCUCAGAUGAAGGCUGUGCUGCUCUGACUUCAGCUCUGAGAUCAAACCCCUCACACCUGAGAGAACUGGAUCUGUCUGGGAAUAAACUCAGAGAUUCAGGAGUGAAGCAUCUCUCUGCUGUACUGGAGAAUCCUCACUGUAAACUGGAGAUACUGAGGUUGUGUGAUUGUGAUAUCUCAGAUGAAGGCUGUGCUGCUCUGACUUCAGCUCUGAGAUCAAACCCCUCACACCUGAGAGAACUGGAUCUGUCUAAGAAUAAUCUCAGAGAAUCAGAAAAGAAGCAGCUCUUCAGACUUAAACUACAGGACUUGAGGUUAUGAAGAAUUUUCAUCUGAUGCAGAUUCCAGAGAACAUAUUUUUAAUGAAAUGUGCUCGACUCACAGCGGCAUUUCCUGAACUUUUUCUCACACUGAGAAAUAAUCUGAAUUAAAUGUAACACAUUUCCACAAAGUGUAAGCGCAGACAGUGUGUCUAAGAUCUAAAGAACCUCUGCUUGAUUGGUGUGAUUCUUCAUCAUCAUAGGACUUUACAGAGUGGUGCUGCAGCACUACUAUCAGGAAUAAACACUUACUGAAGAUCAAUUCUUUAUUUUUAUUAUUACACAAUUCCACUGUUAUACCCUACAGAAUCCAGACAUGAUGGCAGAACUCAGGUUCUGGUUAAGGUUCUAGUUGCUCUGGUCUACACUCCAGCCCAUGUCUUCCACCACCCCACCACUCAAUCACAUCCUCUGGUUGGAAGACUCUAAAAUCACCAUGGCUGAAGCCGUGACUAUUUCCUCAACAUGCUAUUGCUGCUCUGUGUUCUUUCCUGUAAACACUGCUUUGUUUUGGUUUUGUAACAUUCUGACACUUUAUUUUUUGUCAAAUCUUCAAAAAGUUUUCGAAUCUUCAUGUAUUAGGUGUCAGUCAUUACUCAAAGCUCUAAAAUAUCUUCCUGACAUCAGUGAAAUCAAAAUACCUGCAAAAAUGCUACAUUUAACAUUUACACAACACUGUAUUUACCACUGUCAGGUAAAAUCAUGUGACAACAAUGUAUAAAAUCAUGCAGAUACAGGUCAAGAGCUUCAGUUAAUGUUCACUUCAAACAUCAGAAUGGGGAGAAAGUGUGAUCUCUGUGACUUUAACUAUGGCAUGGUUGUUUGUACCAGAUGGGCUGGUUGGAGUAUUUCAGAAGCUGCUGAUCUCCAGGGAUUUUUAAUAUUUAACUACCUAUUGUCAUUUUGACCUCUAAACUUGCUCAUUGUACUGAAAAUGUAACUAGCAGUCCUGCAUGAGUGAAUGUAGUGUCUGCAUAAACCAAGGCAGCUAACGCUCGUUAAUCUCAAUGAAGAUUCCCCCAAGCAACGCAAGAAGCUCUCCUGGUUUUAGCACAUUAAUCUGUUCUGCGCAGUAACUCACCAUCACUUCUGCACCUCACUUUACCCAUGUGUCAAAAACAUAACUCUGAUGAUGCAAUCAAAAAGUUUAUCAUUGACUGUUGGGACAAGGUUCUCCAGAUCCAACUACACUUAUAAGCAACCUUGUGUUUGAAUAAAGUGUUAUUGACAGUCUGUGGCUUGCACAGAAGUCUAAUAACUUUUUACCA